GACACCGUCCGCCCCCCCCUCGCAAAGCGGGACCUUCACUUCACCCCGUAGCCUUGCUGCACCACACCGAGCCGUCCAGCAUGAAACCCAGGUCUCUCGCCUCCAGGCUUUUCGAUAGGAGCGCACCAGCGCCGGGGGGGAGCCCAAGAGCAGCGGGCGCAGCCAAGUAUGAGAGACAGGUGGACUGCCGAGAGGAGGAGGCACGGGGCGAGAGGUGCCACCGAGAAAUUCAUUUCGCCUUUCUGCCCGAGAAGUAUGAGCCGUUGGUGGAGGUGGAGGAGGCACAAGUAAAAGCCAAAGAGGAGAGGAAGAAAAAGAGGAAAGAGAAGUACAACAAAGUAAAGAAGAAUUUUGGCAAAGCACUGCGCUGCAGUUGGAAGUGUGUAAUCCUGGGCCUCUACAACUUUGCCCUGGGGUAUUCAACCCCAAUCACAGCCGCAGCUACCUUCAUCCCUGACUUCCAUCCUAGCAGGGCCAGAUGCUGAGCCACAUCAUGUAUCCCCUCCACUACACACACUGGUCAUGUCAGUUUGACCUUUAAGCUAAAACACAUCACAAAUCAUAUGUUGUAUAUAAGAUGCCAUUUGAGUGAAACUUACAUCCUUCAUUUGUUUCUAAUUGUUUUGUUGUUUUUGGUUUUUUUUAUCCAAAGAUAGAAGUUGCACAUUGAUCCAAAAGUAUUGUAUCUAAUGUUGAAAUGCUUGAUUUUGAUUUUGGAUGACUUAUUUGUAUUUGUUGGGCAUCAAGUUUAUCUUCUAUGUAAAUGUUUUUUUGUAACAAAUGAUAUUUACGUUUACAGUUCUGCAGGCAAAAACGGAUGCAGAAUCUGUAAUUUUGUAUUCUGUGAUAAAAAUACUUUUGUCAUAAAAUUGGAAUAGACCACCUCGACAAGUCUGGACCCUUGGGCUCAAUAACAUUGGUUAUCCAGUAACAGCACACUUACUCGGUUAUUUAAAACAAUCAAAAAAGUGCUAUGUGCAAUGAGAAAAUCUUGAUAAGUAUUAGUUUGUAUGGCUUUUUAACCAAGAUGACUGACUGCGGACUAAGUGAAUUGUGACAGUGGCUAGAUAAAUAAGGACUUUAAAUGUAGAGAUGGAAGUGAGUCCAACCAAGAAAGUCUUGAGGGUGUCCCCAAAUUAGGAUUCCCUCCCUGAUAGCAAUUCUCCAUCCCAACUCUAUAAACCCGUUUUACAUUUUAUACGUUCAUUUUGAAGGUGACUGAGCUAAGCUAUCCAACACUGUUUGGAUGUAUUAAGUUGUUCUGUUGGCCCAGCGUAAGGAACAUGCCUAUAAAAGGUGUGAGAAGUAAGCCAAUGAUGAACUUUGUGAACUUGUUUGUUGUAUAUUUUAAGGACGGCUCUGUUGAAAAUGUUUGAGUUAAAUAAUGUGAUAAACUGUGAUCCCAAACAGUCAUUUGCAGUACCAAAGCUUUUUUUUGUUUUUGUUUUUGCUUUGAUUACAAUGAGCCCCUCUGCCUCAUUACGUUCACACGAGGAAUGUUGGGAGAGACUCAUUUUCAUAUCUGUUAAGGAAGAUUAAAAUCACUGCAUAGCUUGGGAUCAUCGGUAUGAUUUUAACACGAUACAUUCAGAUUGAUUUUAUUUCAAACAUGCUAAAAUAACAAAAUAAAAUACACAGGCAGGAAUACAAGAACAAAUGGAAAUAAUAGUAAACAUAUUUUGCAAACCCUCUGUAGCAACACAAGUAAUAACUGGACCAUGUUUGAAAAGGGCGUUGGAUGAAGUAAAGAACUUUUCUGGUCCUACCCCUUUUUUAUACUUUAUCAAUCAAAUCAAACCAAAACAAAAACAACAAAAAAACAACUUUCAAGACAAAACAAAAGUGGAAAAAAUAAAAGAAAUGCCAAUGCAUAGAGAUCAAAAUAAACAAAACAGUACAAGUCAAACAAGGGACCUUACACCUCAUGUAUCAUGUCAUGUUAUUCCAGACCACCUCUUUGCUCAUCCACCCUAUAGCUAUUCAAUCCGUUAUUUUUAAAGAGUUGUUUAAACUUACUUAUUGAUGUACACAUCUUAAUUUCUUUUUUACAGUUGUUCCAUAGAUUGACUCUUUUGGUUGAUACACAAUGAAGUUUUGCAUUUGUCCUCACUAGUUGUUUUUUGAAUAUACAUAUUCCUCUGAGAUCGUGUUUACUUUCCCUCCUUUGGAACAACUUUUGGACACUGUUUGGUAACUGCUGAUUUUUUUUUACUCUGUACAUGAUUUGAAUUGUUUUGAAGUCAACCAAAUUCUUAAAUUUUAGUGCUUUCGGUUUGAUAAAGAGUGGGUUUGUAGGCUCACUGUAAGUGGUUUUGUUUAACAUCAUAAAUGACGUUGAUCGGUUUUUUUUUAGUUCUGCUUCAUGAACUU
Lampris incognitus (smalleye Pacific opah) is the source of this 2370-nucleotide messenger RNA. RefSeq names its product required for drug-induced death protein 1-like. NCBI's taxonomy places the organism in Eukaryota, Metazoa, Chordata, Actinopteri, Lampriformes, Lampridae. The record is from RefSeq and is a predicted model, not a curated record. The transcript is spliced from 2 exons. The coding region runs from base 81 to 485 and encodes 134 amino acids.